Centrocercus urophasianus (Greater sage-grouse) is the source of this 5499-nucleotide messenger RNA. RefSeq names its product forkhead box O1 (gene FOXO1). Gene Ontology annotation, cellular component: nucleus. NCBI's taxonomy places the organism in Eukaryota, Metazoa, Chordata, Aves, Galliformes, Phasianidae. The transcript has 3 exons. Gene Ontology annotation, biological process: regulation of transcription by RNA polymerase II; insulin receptor signaling pathway. The record is from RefSeq and is a predicted model, not a curated record. The coding region runs from base 16 to 1962 and encodes 648 amino acids. Gene Ontology annotation, molecular function: DNA-binding transcription factor activity, RNA polymerase II-specific; RNA polymerase II cis-regulatory region sequence-specific DNA binding.
CCCGCCGCCGCCGCCAUGGCCGAGGCCCCGCAGCUGGUGGACAUCGACCCUGACUUCGAGCCGCUGCCGCGACCCCGCUCGUGUACCUGGCCCCUGCCGCGGCCGGAGUUCAACCCGCCCAGCUCGGCCACCUCCAGCCCCGCGCCGUCCUGCGGAGGGCAGCCCGACGGGGCGGCCGCGGCCGGAGCUGCCGUCGCCGUCGCCGCCUCCGGGGCUCUGAGCGCCGACUUCAUCAGCAACCUCUGCCUGGUGGAGGAGAGCGAGGACUUCGCGCUGCCGCCCGCCGCCGCCCCCCCGGAGCCGGCCGCCUGCCGCUGCGGGGACUUCCCGGCGCCCGAGGCCGGCUGCCGCCUGCACCCGCCGGGACCGCCGCCGGUGCCACCGGUACCUCCGGCCGUGGCCGCGCUGUCGCCGGGCCCCGUGGCCGGGCAGCCCCGCAAGAGCAGCUCGUCGCGCCGCAACGCCUGGGGUAACCUGUCCUACGCGGACCUCAUCACCAAGGCCAUCGAGAGCUCCCCCGAGAAGAGACUCACCCUCUCCCAGAUCUACGAGUGGAUGGUCAAGAGCGUGCCCUACUUCAAGGAUAAGGGAGACAGCAACAGUUCAGCCGGUUGGAAGAAUUCAAUCCGUCACAACUUGUCCCUGCACAGCAAAUUCAUCAGAGUGCAGAAUGAGGGAACAGGGAAGAGUUCCUGGUGGAUGCUCAAUCCUGAAGGAGGAAAGAGUGGCAAGUCUCCUAGGAGGCGAGCAGCAUCCAUGGAUAACAACAGCAAGUUUGCAAAAAGCAGAGGCAGAGCAGCCAAGAAAAAAGCAUCUCUUCAAUCUGGUCAGGAGGGAAACGGUGACAGCCCUGGAUCUCAGUUCUCGAAGUGGCCUGCAAGCCCCAGCUCUCACAGUAAUGAUGACUUUGAUAACUGGAGUACAUUUCGACCUAGAACUAGCUCUAAUGCUAGUACAAUAAGUGGAAGACUUUCUCCUAUUUUGCCAGAGCAAGAUGACCUUGGAGAUGGAGAUGUGCACUCCAUGGUGUACCCAUCAUCAGCCACCAAAAUGACUUCUACUCUACCCAGCCUUUCAGAGAUGAGUAGUUCAGAGAACAUGGAAAAUCUUUUGGAUAACCUUAAUCUUUUGUCACCUAAUACGUCAAUGACUGUAUCAACCCAGUCGUCAUCUGCUACACUGAUGCAGCAAACACCAGGUUACUCAUUUGCAUCUUCGACCACAAGUAUAUGUUCACCAAAUCCAGACUACAGGAAAUUUACAUAUGCUCAAGCUAGCAUGAACUCUUUGCCCCAAAUUCCUAUGCAGACUCUUCAAGACAGUAAAUCAAGCUAUGGAUCGAUGAGCCAAUUUAACUGUCCUGCAGGACUUCUGAAGGAGUUACUCACUUCUGAUUCUCCUCCGCACAACGAUAUCUUGGCAUCAGUAGACACUGGUGUUUCCCAGGCUGGUGGCAGGGCGCUGGGCCAAGGUGUACUGAUGGUCACUAAUUCGGUGAUGCCAACUUACGGCAAUCAGCCACCUCACAACAAAAUGAUGAACCCUAACGCCCGCCCUCACCAAGGACAUAACCAGCCAACACCUGCAGUUAAUGGCCGUGCCUUGUCACACACAGUGAACCCCAUGUCACAUACUUCAGGUCUAAAUCGCUUGUCGACAGUGAAGACUUCGUUACAAGUGCCUAUGAGUCACCAGAUGCAGAUGAAUGCUAUGAACCCAUAUGCCCCUGUUAACAGUUGCAACGGCUACGGAAGGGUGGGAAUUGUUUCCCUCCACCAGGAGAAGCUUCCCAGUGACUUAGAUGACAUGUUAAUUGAACGGUUGGACUGUGACAUGGAGUCGAUUAUUCGUAAUGACCUUAUGGAUGGAGAAACGUUAGAUUUUAACUUUGACAGUGUAUUGCCUAACCAAAGUUUUCAGCACAGCGUAAAGACAACCACACACAGUUGGGUGUCAGGAUAGGAUGUAGUAGGAGGCUACGGUUAAAUUCUCCAGACUUGUCUGACAGCAGGAACUGAGAAAAGCAGUACAAAGAUGUCCUUCACCUUCCUUUUUAAUUUUCUUGACAAAGCUGUGCGCGUACACUAGCUUUUUUUGGGGUCUUUUUUUUUUCUUUUCUUCUUCCUUUCGUCAGAGUUGGCAGCAGACUGAUUAUUUUCCUGUACAGGAUGUUUGCCCAAGGUUUGCAGGUUAUGUGCUGCUGUAGAUAAGAACUGUGCCAUUGGAAAUUUCAUUACUCUGAAGUGCCAAAUCCACUACACCAUAUAAUCACAGCAAAGACUCUUACUUACAUCAUGUCGUGCUUUCGGUUUUGUACAGUAUGAUCUGUAGAAGAAUUGUUUUUUAAGACUAUCUGUUUUGGUCCAAGAAAAGUUUAUAAACUUUUGUAAGAAUACUGUGAUGAUCUCAUGCCCUACGUAAGUUUAACCUUCAUUGAUGUUACCUGUGUUCUGAUGAUUUGAGAUAACUGUGGACUUGCCUUGCAGCAGUACGAACUGCUUCAUUCUACUUAAAAUUGUCACACAUUUCAUAUGGGAACAGAGUAGCCGGUUUAUAUGAUCCUACUAAACUCUCACUAUUCAAAGCAAACAGUAGGUUAAAUGCCAUUUGAUAAGUUACCUGUAUUCAUGUAAAUUUAUGCAAGAAUAUAUCUGGAUUUCAUUGUCAGACUAAUGACUUUGUUGUUGGACUUAAGAUAAUUUUUGGAAUACUUUCCAAGCUAUUUUUCUUAUAAUUAAAAUCUACUUUUGUUACAUAGGCAACUUGAAAAAUAAUUCUGAGAUCUGGCAGCAUUCAUAACCUCUUCAUUUUGUACAGUAUUUUAACUGGAUUAAGUACUUGUUUUUAUAAAUUUCCCUAGCACUUGGGAGUGCUAAUAAAGGAAAAGCUUAAUAAGUAUAUUGAAUACAAAACAUUUCUGUCCCUUUUUUGUUGUGUGAUGUAUAAAAAUAGACAACUUUAUGUUUAGGAAAUAUUUAAUCAGUUUUAUAUAUGCAUUUUUAGAAAUGUCAUCUGCUUCUGCUAUCAUUUUAACUCUGACUACCACAAAGUGUUAAGUACUCAUUGUUAGAUGCUUGUACAAUGCUUCUUCACACUUAUAUUUAUUUCAUGGAGGUCUCAUAAUGUUUGUACACCUGAGAGCAGGACCAUUUGGAGAAAAUUCAUGAUUUUGAUAAAAUUAAAGACAAAAUUGAUCUUUUCCUUACUUGGCACUGGUUUUAGAGUCUGUCCGUGUUUUUGUCAGCAUGCAGUAUAACUGAGGUGGCAAAAGUGCUACAUUUUAAUGGCAGGCUAAAACUUGUGUGACACCCCAUUACAGGAAAAUAAAAAGCAAAACUACUUUUUUUUUAAGUAAGAAAGAAAAAGUAAGUGGGAAAGUUACACAAACUCAAGAACCUUGGGAUAGGGGUGAGUAUUAAUGAUAGAGGCAUUGUUCCUGUGGAAACACUUGGUCUUGUUUGAGAGGCACAUUGACAGCUUCCUGAGGAUUUUUAGGGUUGGGUCAUUGAUAAGAGAUUUAUCUUUUUUUUUUUUUUUUGCAGUUAAUAAGGCAGUUUUCAUGGUUGUGUGGAGCAUGGGCCUCACCUGUCUUUCCAUUGGUCUACACACCAUUUAUGUUACAGAAAUCUUUGGAGCUGACGGGACAAACAGUUUAUGUGCUUGCAGAAGAAAGGGAGAAAAAUGAAUUUUCACUGAUUGUGGUUUUGUCUACGAUGCUCACAACUGGAAAAUGCUCUAAUUGAAACUCUGCUUCCCUGUAGUGAUGCUGUAUGGUGGAGAAAAAAAGGGGAUGUGCCAAGAAAAUGAAGUUCAGUAACAAGCCAUAUAUUUAAUGAUCCUGUUAGGACUUUCCUAAGACUCUGCAAUGCAUCUACUGAUGUGCUAGCAUUUAGCACCCUGUUGGGCUUAAAUGACUACUAACUACAGCUACUUUUUAGAUAUCUAAUUACAGUUGUCAGCAGUUCCGGGGGUUCAGGGAGCUGUCCUGUGAUACAGGAUCUCCCCCCGUGUGAUAGUGGUUUUUGAACUGUUGAGCAUUAAUUGUUUGUGGUGCCGAAGCCUGAGCAAAGCAGCCUGCUUUUAUGGCCAAAAACUUCAACUAGCAUCAUCACCAUCAACUUCACAUUCUCUAAGACUUGAUGGUAAACCCGGGCGGUGGGCUCACACAUGAGUUUCUGAAGUUCUUUCUUUCUGCUGCGUGCACAAAAAUGUUUGUUCCCAAAUGGGGAUUCAUAGCACAGUUCAAAGUAGGCACAAAAUCCACCUCUGUGCGCAAAGAAGGCAGUGCUUAACUAAGCUCUAUGGGGUUGCAGCUAAACAUGCUACAUUUAACCAUAUACCUCCUGUUUAUUAUUUACUGCUACUGUACAAAUUCCUAGAUACAGGUGUUUUCUUCCUUUCCUUUUAUAACUAUGAAUAUCAUAAAUGUAGCUGUCCCUGAGUUACAGCAGUCUGUAGGAAGCCCCUUUUAAUUACUGAAAGAAAACAGUUGUAGAUAAUCAGAGGUUUUGGGUCGUGUGGUCAAAUUUACUUUCUCUUGCAUGGUGCCAUCCUAAUAUUUUGCAAUUGUAAUUCUGGAAUACUGUGAAGUCUGAUGAAGGUGUUGUCUGCCUUGAAAGCAAACAUUAUGCGACCUCUGGUAAUAAAUCCUUUUCCAGUAAAAAGUACCGAGUUUCUGGAGUAACUUAGUUUGUCAGAAUUGUUGUAAAUGAUUGGUUUGUGAAUUGUGCGGAUGAUCUUACCUAUGCAGCCUUGUUUUUGACUUUUCUGGUUUGUACUGUUAUUAAAAGUUUAUUGUAUUAUAGAGCUGUUCAGAUAUUUUAAAUAUAAAGAUGUAUUGUUUCCAUAAUAUAGCUAUAUGAUAUAUGUUUAAGUAGUAGAUGCAUUAAUUGGAAAGCUCUGCUUUGAUAAACCGACAAUUUGCCUACACUUAUAAGCAAAAGUCACAUUGCUUAUUAUUGGCUUAAGUCAACAGAGCGUCCCUAAGAAGAGAAGGUAAAAUUGGACCAAUUAUAAAACAGUAUAAAAUUUGCACUUGUUAAACCACUGGAUGUAUGUUAGUACUUUUUUUAUUUUUUUACUGAUUUGAAAUUCCUAUUUUCAUGAUGAAAUUGCUAGGAUCCUUAAUUUAUGACUGAUUUUAAAUAAGGUAUUCUCAUUAUUAUUAUUAUUGUUUUGGUAAUCAUAAUGUAAGAUGCAGCAUGGUUUAUGCAAACAGAAAGCAAAUUACUUGGCAUUAAACCUGGCCUCCUUUUCGAGGGUGUUCCACAAACCAGCAAUAUCUGGAGAGAUUGGCAUGUACGUACCGCUAGCUCUACUUGCGAGUGGCGUGACAGCUCUUCAACGCUCCACUGCUCUGACUUAGUCACACAGCAGAAUUGAAAUUCAAACGUGGAUAUUUUCAGAAAAGUGCCUGAUGUACUUUUACAGACACACGAGAACAAUCCCUGACAGUUUGUUGUAUAAAGCCAUAAAUGUAUAUAAAUUAUGUUCAAAAGG